This is a messenger RNA of Anopheles nili, 4974 nucleotides long. It is a transcript of the gene KrT95D, whose product is annotated as phosphofurin acidic cluster sorting protein 2. Bases 707 to 3763 code for a protein of 1018 amino acids. The record is from RefSeq and is a predicted model, not a curated record. Gene Ontology annotation, biological process: protein localization to plasma membrane. The transcript is spliced from 11 exons. NCBI's taxonomy places the organism in Eukaryota, Metazoa, Arthropoda, Insecta, Diptera, Culicidae.
GAGGGCACGAAAAUCGUCCACCCAAAGGGCCACCCAAAGGCGAAGCGCGAGAAGCGCGCACGCGGGGGCUAAUUUGAGGGAAAUUCAAAUCAAUCGAAGGUGCGCUGAUUUUUGCGACAUCCGCGCGUUAAGACGAAACACAGUGUUGGCCAUCUUAGUGUGCUGUGGUGUGGGGUGCGUUGCCGUCGGACGGAGAGCGCCCAAUGUGUUUGAAAUCGCGAGAGAAAGCGAGUGGUAAGAGCGCGAACGCGGUCACUUCCGGUCUCGCCAGGUGUGGGAGAGGUUCGAGUUGGCCCUCACGGUUCGGCCGGUUGCCAUAGUUCCCGGCGAAAGGACGGCCCGCCCGAGUGGCCAGGUGCAAGCGAUUUUCCCAGCAACAGUCGGCGUCGGUCGUACAUCGAAAGAGCCACCUGGUUGGGUUUGGCGAAAAAAGAAAACCCGCACCGCUAGGCUAGGUUCCCGGUCUGGUGCGACGGUCCCGUUUUUGGGAAAGUGAUUUCGUUAAAAUUCAGUCCGAGGUCGGGUGUUUCCAGGAGUGGGAGAAAAUCAACCCCCACCCUCGAGCGAUCAACGGGUGGCGAUAGAAGCGUGCGUUCGUGAGCAAGUGAAAGAGAGUGAGAGUGGAAGAGAUAGAGAUAGAAAGAGAGAGAGAGAGAGAGAGAGAGAGUGAGAGAAAGAAAGCGUGCAGAAAAUAAAAACACUCACGAUGACCGACAAAGUAACCAAAUUCGAACGGAUGGCCAUGACCAAACCCGUCCCCAUGAAGCUGUUCGCCGCCUGGGAAGUGGACCGGACGCCAUCGAACUGCAUUCCAAGAUUAUGCUCGUUAAAAAUCACCCGCCUCUCGUUGCUUACGCCGCUGCCAGCGGAUUUGACGUCGCUAUCGCUGGCCGUUCGGAUGCAAAGCUCGAAGAGAACGCUCCGGUCGCACGAGAUUCCGGUUCCGCAGUCGCUGAGUUCCGGAUACAGCAGUGGCGGCUCGGGUGGAACAGCAGCCGGUGCUGGUGGCGGUGUUGUUGGAUCAACUGGCACCGGUAGCGGCUCAAUUGGUGGUAGCCUAUCUGGGGGCGUGAUUGGCGCUGGGCAGCUUAAUUCGCCGCCCCUGCUGGAGACGGAGCUGGAUCUGCACUUCAGCCUGCAGUAUCCGCAUUUCAUCAAGCGUGACGGCAAUCGGCUGCUGAUAUUGCUGCAGCGUCGCAAAAAGUACAAAACGCGAACUAUUCUCGGUUACAAGACGCUGGCCGAAGGUGUCAUCCGCAUGGACGCGGUGCUGCAGAAGUCGAUGGACAUGACGGUGGAGCUAAACGGCUCGGGCAAGGCUGGCCGGGCUGGGUUGACGAUAGCGACAUUGCGCGCCACCCAGGUCACGUCGAUCCCUGUUGAUCAGGACAACAAGAACAACAACAGCCUGCUGGUGACGGACCGGGUGAACGAGUACUCGGAUGAGGACGAAGAGCAGGAGUUCAGCUCGGGCGACGAGAACGACGAGGGCCUGUCUGGGUACGCGGCGAAGCGCAACUACGCGGGAAAGCGGGAUUCGUACAAGAAGUUCGAAUCUGGCGAGCAAGAUGGUGAGCCAGACGAUGGUAACAUGCUGCCCUCGAACCAGGCGGAUAGCGACAGUGACUUCGACAACAUGGGCAAGGAAAAAUCACGAGGAAAAAUGAGCCGGCAACGAAACUUCAAACAACGCAUCAUAUCCUUGCUCAAGCGGUUUAAGGUGCCCGAGGAACUGGAGGGCGACGUACGGGAGCGAGGCCCGGCCUUGCGGGGCAAACGUGAACUGCAUGCACUGUUUCAGGAGCUGGAAUCCUUGUCAUGCGGCGAAGGAGAUGACUCCGGCCAGGAUAUGGACAGUCUUUCUAUCGGCUCCACGCCGAAGCCAUCGUUGAGGCCAUUCUUUGAGAACUCCGGUAAGCCGGUUCUCACGCAACAGCAUUCCUCGAUACAGCUAAGCUCGAUGCAGAAGAGUGGUAACAAAGAUUUUAUGCCAGAAAAGAAACCCAAUUUAGAGAAGCGUGACUCGCUCGUCGAAAAGAAAAGCAAUUCAAUAACAAUUGCCAAUAAUCUUAUUAAUAGUAUGAACGGCAACAGUAUUAAUAACAAUCAGACUAGCAAUUACAGUAACAUACAAGAUCGUUCUGGCGACUGGAAGAAUGACAGCUCCGGCAAUGAGGGUGGUGCAGGUAACACAGAUCCGGAGGCACUCAGCUCCGAUCCUCAGAACACCGGUAGUCCGCCAAAGGAGAAGGAAACGGCUGUCGAGAAGAAGAAUCGCCUAUUCCGCACAAGCAGCAGCACUCCAAACAGUGCCAAAAAGCAGAAGCAAACGCUCAGUUUUCAGGUGGAUCAACACCAGCAACAAUUGCAGCAGCAUCAUCAACAGCAGCAGAAGCCAUCGCCAUUGGAAACGUGCUUGUCGCCGACGAACGUCGAACCACGCAAGUCAUUGCUCGAGCAGCUGCAGCGCACGUUCACCACAGAGGAGUCGCUUCUGCCGGAGGUGGUCACCAUAGUGGGCCCGCCGGAAGCGAGCAACGCAUCGUUAACGCCUCGUUUGGCAGCGCUCAUAUCGUCCACGUUUCGGCCUACAUUUUUGCCCAACAACACCGCCGAGGUGAAAGCAAUAAUGCAAGCACUUAUGAACAAAAUUCAGAAAUACUGUAAUUCAACUGCAAAACCGCCAACAACUGUGAAAGUAGUUUUAGUCGGAGGAGAUUGGUUGCAGGGCGCAGUCCUGCGGCAUUACGUCGUGUUACUGAGCCUUCGUCCACCAGACUGGGUUAAUCAUAUCAGAUUCUACAUCGUUCCGUUGGGAUCGUGCGGUGUCGCUCGGUACAUUGGAAUGAUCGAUUCAAGCUACAUGAGCAUGUUCGGCACAGAGAGCUGGCAGCAGAUAUGCGAUCGUGCUGCCAACUUAGAGAGUGCACAAUCGAAGAACGAAUCGGCUGAACUAAUUAGCAGGAUACAGCGCUAUCUCAUAUCAGGGGGACCGUGCACACAAGUUCCUAUUGCCGAGGCGAUGGUCAACUACCGUGAUGAGGACUCUUGUCAAAUUUUUGUGCCGUUUGUCAGCGACGUGAGAAUUGGCUGUCUAGAAGGGCCACAGGUGUCUCUUGAUCUCGAUGAAUCCCUAACGUACGUAUCACAAGGAAGCGCUGAUAGAAUGCUGUCCAGCUCACCGCCCCAGAGUGGACGCACUUCACCACCAGCAUCGCAAACCCCUGCGGCUGUCUCCCAGGGACAGCUGAAAGAUCUUCAGCAGCAACAGGCAUCGUCAUCCUCUUCCCAAAUGCAGGAAUCGUUAGAGCUGCAGGUAGACUACUGGCCCCAGGUGCGGCCUAUGGUCGAUCAAAAGGAAAAACCACCCGGCAAGGGCCAGGAUACAUCUGGGAAGAACAGUAUUAAGAGUACUUUUCGACAUUUACAGGUCUGGAGACUACCGCAGGUUCCUAGUUUUGGAGAGUUUACGAGUGGUUUGACACUGAGCUUUGCAACCAAGGAAAAGAAACAGAAAAUUAUGAGAUUGGGCAAGAAGAAGGAAAAAGAUCGCGACGCUGAGAAGGAGCAGUGUGUUGAAGGAGUUGCUCGCUUGAUCUGUUCACCGAAGCAAUCGCAUGUUCCUUUGCGAGUGUACAUCGAUGGUACCGAAUGGACGGGGGUGAAAUUUUUCCAACUGUCUGCCCAGUGGCAGACGCACAUUAAGAAUUUCCCCAUAGCGCUAGUCGGUGCGCCGUUGGCCCCAGCAGAAAUGCUAACCUAGUCAGUUUCAUCCUCCGUCUUGACGGAGCUAUUACCCCCUCCAGCAUCACCGGCGACGCCAUCGUCAGCGUUUGGGUCGUCAUUGUCCUCAGCUCAUCCGAUUCGCGCUGGCGCCAUAUUUUUCGGUCCUCUGCUGUCAUCGACUUGCUCAACCGUCACAAAACUGCCACCAUUACCGCGUUCCGCUGGCUGUGAUCCUUCUGCGAGUUCACCGUUUUCGCCACCAGCUGCCGGUCCUAACAGCCAUCACGCUAGUAGCAGCAACACCACCAGUAGUACCGGCCACGGCAGCGGUGCAGCUCGUCUUCUGCGACCGCGGAGCUGGGCAGCAGUUAGUCGAACACGGAAUGACUAAAUAUUUGUGUACUCCCAUAUCCAGCAGGUUGUGCCACAAACGAGAAUGUGUACUUGUAAAAUUCGUAGCGGUCCCAGGAGUGCAAGGUGUACUCUCUUUCAUGUGGGAUUUAACUUGUUUUCCGUUUACUUUGUAAUGUUUCUUUAUUUUCUAUGAUUGCAAUACGUCGUAGCCGUUACAUUGUUUGCCUAUAAUUUACAUAUUGCAAACAACGUUAUGUUUAUUGUACCGUAGUAGUAGGUCACUCUGCUUACGCGUUAGCUCAUUCCAAAUUGAAAUGAGGCGAGCUCCAGAAGAUUUGUUUUGUUGGGCUGAUUGAUUUGUGAUAAAAAAUUAUUUGAGUGAGAUAAAACAUUUCCCACAGACACAAGUACAGUAGAGCAUGCUUUCAUCGUUGCUAGCGGCGACGCUGAGUAAAUGCGUUAAUGAUGGUAGGUUCUUGGCAUUAGUUUGGAGCAAACAAAACCUACUUCUUAGAACUAAUUGGUCAAAUUUCGCACAAUUGAAUCGAUUCCGGCAAGUGGAACACCGGAAGCCAAAAGUAUAUCGGCUGCUAAGGAAAUUACGAUGAAGGAAAGUCGUUGCUUGCAGUUACAAGUAUGGAAUUACAUCCAGGAGUAGGUGUUUGCUCAGGUAGGGGCAAACAAAUCCGUACGUGAUCAUGAGUUAGCGAUCACGAAUAGAAUGUUUCGUUGCGUCCCGUUUCACAUCACAAGUAUUGUAGAAAGCAAUGGCAUGCGUUUUAUUUAGCAUUCUUUAAACGGCUUGAAUGCGUUUGUAACGGAAUAAAAAGUGUAAAGAUAUGCAAUAUCCGACAAGGUUGGAAUUAUUUAUUUUAGCGAUCAUGGAUGCUUGUA